CGAGUUGAGUGAUGCACCCGCAGAGGGAGCCAGUGUAGUGGGGACUGGUGGGAGAUGGUGGCUGUGACAGCAGGGGAGCAGCAGGGUGCGCACCGAGCCGGCUUCUAGUCCGUCCGCACUGCAUCCCCCUCCCAGAUCCCAGGGUCUCCCCCCCGGCAAGAUGCCCGGGCUGAUGCUGUUCGGCCGGCGCUGGGCUAUAGCCAGUGAUGACCUGGUCUUUCCUGGAGCAUUUGAGCUGCUGAUCAGGCUGAUAUGGUGGAUUGGCAUGUUGGUGCUCUAUUCUGUCCACAAGGGGCAGUUUGAGUGCAUUGGUGGUCCUGUACUGCAGAGUUACUUGAUUGUACUUAUUGUUAUGUUGGCUGCGAUAAUCUGCUCAGUAUCUGCCAUUGUCUAUGUCAGCAUGCAAGGUACAAUCUCCAACCCAGGCCCCAGGAAGUGCAUGCCUAAACUGGUCUACAUCCGUCUGGCCCUCUACGUGCCAGAGCUUGUGUGGGCAGUUUUAGGCGCAGUCUGGGUGUCGGACAAUGGGGUUCAGUGUGACAAAGCUUUGGUGCAUGUUAUCCUGGUUACAGUUAUCGCCAGUUGGGCUAUCAUACUGUUCACUGCUAUUGCUGUUGUGAUCGUCUUUGACCCAAUGGGCCACAAGAAAGCUCUGUAUUAUGUGGGGAGUGAAGAUCACAAUAUGGAGAGCAGCCAGUCGCAGCAGGUGCUGUACAACAUCAAGAAGACGGCCACAAGGGUUUGGGAGACUCGCUUCCGACUGCUCUGCUGCUGUAUAGGCAAUGACAAUGACAAUAGAGUGGCUUUCUCCAGUAUUGCAGAGCUUUUCAGCACCUACUUCUCGGACACAGAUUUGGUUCCCAGUGAUAUUGCUGCCGGGCUGACUCUCCUUCACCAAGAACAGGACAAAGUAGAGUUGAGCCGGGAUCCGGAUGAAGUUGUGGCCCAGUCUCCACAACAUUCUACGAGAGAGGAUCUGGAAAUGGAGUUGGAUAAGGCAGCCCACUACAUGCAGUUUGCAGCCGCAGCCUAUGGGUGGCCCCUCUAUGUAUACCGCAACCCCCUCACUGGACUGUGCAAGCUGUGUGGAGAAUGUUGUCCCAACCGGAGGGCCCAGCGAGAUAUCGUAGGCGGCGAUCACCUAAACUGUCACUUUGGCUCCAUUUUGCAGACAACAGGACUCCAGUACCGAGAUUUCAUCCAUAUCACCUUUCAUAACAAAAUCUAUGAAAUACCAUUUUUUGUAGCCCUUGAUCACAAGACUGAAGCCAUCUUGGUAGCGGUCAGAGGAACAUUGUCUCUUGAGGAUGUCUUGACUGACCUCUCCGCAGACUGUGAGAAUCUGCACAAGGAUGAGGUGGAAGGAGAUUGCUAUUCUCAUAAGGGAAUAACUCAAACUGCAAACUACAUUUACAGAAGACUUAUAAAUGAUGGGAUAUUGAAUCAGGCUUUCACCAUAGCACCCGAAUACAAGCUUGUCAUAGUAGGGCAUAGCCUGGGUGCUGGGGCAGCAUCUGUGUUGGCUAUCCAACUUCGGAACUCAUUCCCUACACUCAAAUGCUAUGCAUUUUCACCACCAGGGGGCCUUCUGAGCAAAGCUCUCGCUGAUUAUUCAAAAAGUUUCAUCGUCUCCAUAAUAGUGGGGAAAGAUCUCGUGCCAAGGUUGAGCUUACCCAACAUGGAAGACCUGAAAAGCCGAAUAUUAAGGAUGGUAGUCAACUGCAUCCGGCCCAAGUACCAGAUCUUGCUGCGUGGCUGUUGGUAUGAAAUAUUUGGUGGCAAUCCAGAUGAUUUCCCUACCGAACUGGAUGGACGAAAUCUGGCGUCUUUGUCACAGCCACUGCUGGCGGAACAGAGCCUCCUGGUUCAGAAGUCCUCCUCAUACAAUACCCUGACAGAUGGGUCUCCUGCAGAUUCCCCUCGACACCCUCACCUGUAUCUGCCUGGAAAAAUCAUCCACAUUACAGAAGACAGCAGAUCGGGGUGGCUGUGUUUUUCUGAUGUGAAAUACAAUGCAGCAUGGUCAAAGGAGACUUCAUUCAGCAGCAUUUACAUCAGCCCCAGAAUGAUCACAGACCACAUGCCGGACAUUGUACUGAAUGCCCUACAGAGCCUGUGUCAGGAGAGGGCCACUUGUGUUCCCUGUCAGUCUCCGCAAGGCGUUCUACACACCAAUCGGAUCUAGCCCAGACUGCUCUUGCAUGCUGCGCACCUUCCUACCUUUGUGGAUCUGCAGAAAACAUUGAAAGUGUUUUUAUAUUGGGAACCUUCCUUUCCCAACAUGAGGAUGAAGCAGCUGCUGUGAAGCAAUCUGGGUGGAGAGGAAAGGACGGACAUCUGUUAGCUCUUGCGCUAUCCUUCCUGUGUCAGACAAGCCAAUAUCUUUUUCUUUUUCGUUUAAUGGAAGAUUUGAAGAAAAGCAACAAAAGUAAACCAUUAAAAUUCCCCAUUAAAUGAUAUAUGUCCUUAUGUAAUUUAAGGAGACUAUAUGGGGUCUAUCCAUGUCUGCAAUGCAGGUUAUUGUGUCUCUUUAGUGAUUUAUCUGUGUGUAAGAAUAAGUGUGACAGGGUUUUGCUGCUGUGUAAAGUGUGGCGCAUUUAUUAAAAGUGGUGCGAGUGUAAGAGGUGCUGUAAUUCACAGUAACCCCAUCUGUUUUGGUUUAUUUUUUCUAUUAGUACUUAGAAAAUGAAAGGAAACAGACGGUUGUCAUAGAGAUCUUUUUCUUAUGCAUCAGGUUUCAUAAGUGUGUUGGGUCUUUGAGUAUUGUCUGUAAGGAACGGAAUGCAGAGAUUAUUGUUCUAAGCGUAAACUUGGAUCGGCCAUUACUCUGCAGUUCUGUAAUAUGAGCUUUCAGUGCCUGCACCACUCACCUGCUGCUGCUGCUUUGGGGUCUAACACACCCAUCACUAAGGGGCAGUUCAGUUCUGUGGGAUGCACACAAUCCACCAUAUAUAGUAGGCUCAACAUUGCUCCAAUGUAUCACUACGGGGUACGAGGAAAAAAGUGAUGUUGCUGAAAAAGCACAUGGCAGCCAUCACAUUUCAUUGGAUUGCCCUCUAAUAGGUCUCCCAGUCAUCUGUGCUUCCUGCAAUAAGUAAUCUCCCUUUCAUACACAUCAGUAAUAAUAGAAAAAGGCUGCCUGACCGAACAACUGUAUAGUAACCAUUAUACACCAUGUAUGUAAUUAGGGAGUGUUUGUUGGGUCAUGUAUACUCUAUAGGAGGAUACACACACGAAAUGUCCAGUACUACUUAUUGCAAUUAUUAUGUACAUACAUACAUACAUACAUACAGUGCUCCCUUGUAUGACACCUCUCUCACUUACCACCUCAUAAGAUCUUCCCAAAAUAAGUGCAUUCAAAUGUAUAGUACUAUGUUACCCUAUUUAAGAAAUGUGAUCUCUGUAUGAUACGUAUAUACACAAAUUAUUAUAUAUAUUAUUUUAUACAUACAAUUUUUUUUUCAUAAUUUCUUUUUAUUUAUUUUUAUAAGACAAAAAUGAGUAUUUAUAUAUGGGAGGGUGUAUCCGGUGAUUGUUAGAUCAGUUUUUGCACUAUUAAAAAAUAUACUAAAACACUGAAUAGCUCAAUAUUAUUUGCUUUCCAUUUAAGAGGGGGAAGGGGUUUUGGGGCACACAGUCUCCGGGAGCCACACGACUGGAGAAGCAAACAGGGGUGCCAUUAGAUUAGUUCCCAGAGAGUGAGCGGGACAGUAUGUGUGAUGGUGACAAGGGGAGACAGGCCUAAUGGCGAUUAAAUUCUGUAUCACACAGAUAACAUGAGCAGCUGAUCUGCACACUCAGGCUCCUUCUGCUUCAUUGAGGAUCACACAUUUCUGGCAGCAAACAUAGUUAUGUCCUAAUUUGGAAAAAAAAUAACAUUUAAUUUUCGUUUUAAAUAUAAUGUUAAUAAGCACAUGUUAUGUCGCAAUUAGACAGGUAAUAUUUUGGGGGCUGUAUGUACUGUGACGACCACUGAACAGCAUUUCCAUAUCGAUGAUCAUUCUGUAUGAUGCAUCCUAAAUACAGCUGGCGGCCAGCAAGUAUCAGACAUAUAACCUGCCUAACAUACCGGUAGACUGUACUAUUAAAGGAACAUGGUUUUCCAUAGACUAAAAAUGUCUGAGAUUUUACAAACAUUUUUAUUAUCCUUGAUUUCCAAAUGUUUUGCUGUGUGUUUGUUUUUUGGAUGUGUUUUGUCCAUUUUAUUUGUGAAUUGGAAAUAUUGGCGUUUGUUUGGUACAAGAGACUAAAUGCACAUGUAUAUAAAUUGUGACUGUUCUGCUUUUACUGUGUAAACCUUUCAUACAUUGCUAAGAACUCUAAAUAAAGUGUUUUGGCAAGUCUC
This is a messenger RNA of Pseudophryne corroboree (corroboree frog), 4345 nucleotides long. RefSeq names its product diacylglycerol lipase beta (gene DAGLB). NCBI's taxonomy places the organism in Eukaryota, Metazoa, Chordata, Amphibia, Anura, Myobatrachidae. The record is from RefSeq and is a predicted model, not a curated record. Gene Ontology annotation, cellular component: cytoplasm; plasma membrane. Gene Ontology annotation, molecular function: triacylglycerol lipase activity. The transcript has 15 exons. Gene Ontology annotation, biological process: arachidonate metabolic process; diacylglycerol catabolic process; neurogenesis. Bases 161 to 2185 code for a protein of 674 amino acids.